AGAAUGCCAUAGGUUGAAUGUGGAACAACGGGAGGCAACACUGACUUGACAAGACACAUGAAGAUGAGGAGAUAACAGAGGUGUCCUUGGUACAGUGCCAGCAAGAGCAGAGUUGCUGGAAACUGUCUAUCUCAAGAUGGAAGAACCAGCGUCUGAUAAAUUGACAUCUUUAUGCAAUACUCCAAAGGACUCUGGAGCAGCUCCGCAGAGGACUGGUUCAGGGAAGCAGCCAAUGAGUGCAACACUAAGGGAACGAUUAAGGAAAACAAGACGUUCAUUUAAUGCUAAUUUUACUGUGGCAAAGCGACUCAGAAUAGACAAUGAAGAAAAAGACUGUGCUGAUGUUGACAAAGAGCAUCUGCCAAAAAAGAGUGUGGAUUGUUCCAGGUUACAAGAUAGUUCUGAAAGCCUGGAAGGAAACCGCACUGGGCAUACAUGUUUCAAAAGUCCCUCACAGGACAACAAUGUCUGUGAAUCAGGAGAGAAUGGGGUUAGGGUUGAUCUUAGCCAGCAACAGUCCCUGGAAGAAAAAGUAAGGCUGGUGAAACAAGUGCAAGAGAAGGAAGAAUUACUUCGAAGGCUCAAGCUGGUCAAGAUGUACCGAUCUAAGAACAACCUGUCUGAACUGCAGGCUUUGAUAGUGAAAUGGAGAAGCAGUACCCAGCUGAUGCUCUACGAGCUACAGUCAGCUUUUUCUGCAGAUGGCAAGAAAGUGAGUCUCAGUCAGCUGAUAGAUUCUUUUGGAUUAGAAGACCAGUUACUGCACUACAGCAGAACAGAAGAAGAUUUUGUAGACACCUAACCUACUGGUGCAAAGCUUUCAAUUACACACAUACAUAUUCAGAAAAGACUGAAUGAAUUCUGAUAACCUUAGAAGUGUUGAUCAGACAGUGAACUUUGUUUUGCCAGGAGGUUUUCUCAUGAGCUACUGGUGAAACUGUACAUGUAUAUGGUAGGCAUUGUAAAAGGUAUUGCUUUAUGGGAAAGACUGAAUUCAUGCUGACUUUUGGAAAACACAGCACUUUUCAGAUGCUGGUCAAAAGUUUUCAGUUGCCUUUAGGGGAACUGUUCCUCCUAACCCUUCAGCCACAGCCUGUGGUAGUAGAAGGGAAGGUGAGAAAAUUGGAAUUAACGUUUGUCUGCUGUACUAUGUUAUGUGAAAGCUGCACUCUUUUUUUUUUUUUCCUUUGUAUAAGAAAAGGACUUCUUUGUCUAAUAAAGUGCUUCAACUACAGCAUUGCUUACCUUUCUGUGGUAAAGCUGAAUAAAACAUCAGCAUUUCAUUUAUCCUCCAAU
Oxyura jamaicensis (ruddy duck) is the source of this 1296-nucleotide messenger RNA. It is a transcript of the gene SFR1, whose product is annotated as SWI5 dependent homologous recombination repair protein 1. Gene Ontology annotation, cellular component: Swi5-Sfr1 complex. Gene Ontology annotation, biological process: double-strand break repair via homologous recombination; positive regulation of DNA-templated transcription. NCBI's taxonomy places the organism in Eukaryota, Metazoa, Chordata, Aves, Anseriformes, Anatidae. The transcript has 4 exons. The coding region runs from base 137 to 802 and encodes 221 amino acids. The record is from RefSeq and is a predicted model, not a curated record.